AUGAUUUUGGCCAGCAGUCGCAAGCAGUUCGUGGGCAGUGCCGUGGUCACAACUCGUCCUGGGGCAAACAAGACGCUGGCCCUGAAGGACCGUGGUGCCCUGUGGGAACCGCAAGCAACACACACCCAUGUUACUGACAAGGCUGGGCUGAAGACUCAUCAGUGCCGACUCAGCCGGACGAUCAAGGAUGCAAAUCGGCCCGCUGAUCGAGAUCCCUAUGGCAGCCACCGGGAGCUGCAACAAAUGCUGCAUGUACUGGGCUGA
This is a messenger RNA of Diaporthe amygdali, 264 nucleotides long. RefSeq lists its product as uncharacterized. The record is from RefSeq and is a predicted model, not a curated record. NCBI's taxonomy places the organism in Eukaryota, Fungi, Ascomycota, Sordariomycetes, Diaporthales, Diaporthaceae. The transcript has 2 exons. The coding region runs from base 1 to 264 and encodes 87 amino acids.